UCGGCAAUUCAGGAAGUAAACCGUCCGGUUCAGUCUGCGGAAUACAGAAAUAGGUCGGAGCAGUAAAUACGUGUCGAAUUCAACAUUUCAGCACGCUUUCCCGAAGACACCGUAACGUGUCUUUGCCACAGACUGUGUGCGUCCCUUCCUCUCCGCAGCAGAGCUGUCAGCUGAGUGCAGUGAAGCACACACACACACACACACACACACACACACACACACACUUUAGAUGAUGGUGGACUCCACGUUUGCUCAAGUGGGCAAGAAUCUGAGUGAAGCCAUGAGAAUCCUGGGGGACGGACAGAGAGAGCCGGAGGCAGGACCAGAGAAGUGGCGCUUCAGCAGAGCCAGCAUCCCUGGACCCCUGCAUGGAGAUGGUCAGGAUGUUGCUACUGUACUGCACCUAGUUCACAACCUCAUUCAUGAUGAGGAGGAGGAAGAAGACAAGCCAAGCCAACAUAGGAUGCAGAAUGUGGGGGAACAGGGUCACAUAGCCUUGCUGGGUCACAGCCUGGCAGCUUACAUCUCUGUGUUGGACAGAGAGCGACUGCGGAAGCUGACCACUCGGAUCCUGUCUGACACCACAUUGUGGCUCUGCAGACUGUUCAGCUAUGAGAACGGUUCAGCCUACUUCCACGAGGAUGACAGGGACGGCCUAGUCAAAGUGAGUAGGCUGGUCAUUAAUGCCCGUUAUGAAGAAUAUGCCUCAGAGGGCUAUGCAGUCCUCAGCUCCAAACAGCCAGUCAUCUACCAGAGUGCCUCUGGAAGGCCCGGCCUGGGCCAGCAUCUGUGCAGCCAGCUCGGCCUGCCUCUCUCGAGUCUGUGCACAGUCCCAUGCAAUACCAUCUUUGGAUCCCAGCAUCAAAUGGAUGUUGCCCUGUUGGACAAACUCAUCAAAGAGGACAUAGAAGCUGGGAAGCUUCCUCUGCUGUUGAUUGCUAACGCAGGUACCCCUGGGGCAGGACAUACAGACAAACUGGCUCGUCUGAAAGACCUGUGUGACCAGUACAGCAUGUGGCUCCAUGUGGAGGGGGUCAACCUGGCAACCCUGGCACUGAGUCAGGUCUCCUCUGCUAUCAUGACAGCCACCAGAAGUGACAGUAUGACUCUGACACCAGGUCAGUGGCUGGGACUGCCUGCUGUAACAGCUGUCACCCUCUACAGACAUGAAGACCCAGCAAUGUCUCUGGCAGCAGGUUUGACCUCCAGCCAGCCGGUGGCGAGGCUGCGAGCGCUGCCUCUCUGGCUCUCCCUGCAGUACCUCGGUCACAAUGGAAUUGUCCAAAAGAUCAGACAUGCCACUGCACUGAGCCAGCAACUCCUGCAGAAGCUCAAAGCUAUGGCCUCCAUAAAAACAUCGGGCGUGGUGUCGCCGAUCCCGCCCAUCUCCGGGGCUUCACUGCGAGACGUUCUGGGCUCUCUCAUGCUCUCUUUUGUGGAGGAUGAAGUCAGCUCUCCUGUUGUGCUGUUUAAGUUUUCCCAGGGAAUGAGUGCUGCAUCCAGUGGGGGUUCAGUGGAAGGUUACUGUGCUGAGGAGAAAGAGGUGCUUGAUGCCUUCAACAGAUGGCUGGGUGAACAGCUGGUUCAGUUGGUUCCCACCAGUGGGGUAGAUGUGGUGGAGCUUGAAGAUGAGGGUACAUGUGUUCGCUUCAGUCCCCUCCUGACCGCUGCAGUCCUGGGGACCCAGCAGGAGAACAUUGAGCACCUUGCGGGGAAGCUGUCAGAGCUGCUGCCUGUGAUGUGCACCACAAUGUGCCUCAGACAGGACUUCAGAGAAGAAACCCACCGACACUCACCCUCACUUACAUUCAUAGAGGAGCUCAGCUGGCCGGGCCUUGGUGCUGUCCGGUACGAGCCUCAGGCUGAAGGAAUGGAUGAGAGCAGGAGGAAGCAGGAACUGGAGAAUAUCAACACUGAGCUGCUGAAGAAACUUCAAGAGCUUGACACUGACAUCAUUUUUUCCACUGGCCCUGAGUUUGGGACAGAAGAACACUGUAUCUUUGUUGGCAUGGUCACCGAGGACGUUGAUGUUUCAGAGUUGGUGGAUACAGUAGCUGCCCUCGGGAGGGACAUAGAGGAGAGCGGAAGGCUACUGGAGAACAUGACAGAGGUGGUGAGGAAAGGCAUCCUGGAGGCAGAGCUGCAGCUUCAGAAGGCCAAUGAGGAGAAACUCAUGGAAGAGGGGAUGCUGAGACAGCUGCCUCUGGUUGGCUCAGUGUUAAACUGGUUCUCUCCAUUUGAAAGUUCCAUAAAGGGGAGGACCUUCAACUUGGCAGCAGGUUCCCUGGACUCCACAGAGGGGACUUACUCAACCAAGGCCCAGGCAGGCAGACCGUCCCAGCAAGAAACUCCCAUCUCCUCAUCAAAGAAACAUCCAGGUCAGAGAUUAUUCCGGCGCUCGGGGGCGGGCUCCGACUCCUUUAGUGAAACCAGCUCGAUCGGACAAGCUGAGGAGGCAACCAGGGAGGGGAGUAUCACUCCGAGCAGUUGCAUCCACCCACCCCCCUCUCCACCUGCACCUGAGGAGGACUCGCACACUGCAAGGGAUGUCGUAGCGGAGGAAAUCCAGGAAUCAUCUGUGCAGGUGCACACACAGGUGGAGGAAGAAGAGACCUCAGAGGAGAGGCAGCCUGAAGGCCAAGAGGUGGAGCAGAGCGGGAGAUAGGAUGUCCUCCAGUCGUUGUCUCAAGGGUACCAGCCUAACAGAUGUUAAAAAGAAAGGUGUUAUUAUAUUGUGAAUCUAACUCUUCCAGAUUUGAAGGGAAAAGAGAUGGAGCUUUUCCAGCUACUGAGUUAAUGACUUUGUGUCUUGUUGGAUUAGAGCAGCGGAGUAGCCACUGUAAAUAGUCUACACAGAUGUUAUAUAUCUAACCCAUGAAAUUACUAACUAUAAUUAUUUAUAAUAAAAUAAAUCUAUUUAAUUUUAAAAAGCAAUGCCUACUUCAAACACUCCCUUCAUGUUUGCACCGAAUGAAAUCUCAAACAAAGAAUUACGUCACAAUGUUAUGAAUAUAAAGUAGUAAUAUCAUGACAAAAAGUCACAGUACUACAAAAAUAAAUAUGUAAUUGUACAAUUAUGAAAUAAUUUAGUCAUAUUACAAAAAUGUACUUACAAGAUGAAGUUGGAAUUGUUUAAGUAAAAGUAAAUGAUUGCUAAAUCUGUAAUAAUUUCAGAUAAAGUUGUAAUUUUAAGAGAAAUAUGCUAUAAAAUGACAUGGUAUGUGAGAAAUGCAUAUUAUGAGAUAAAAUAUUACACGAUAAAGUGGCAAUUUACCAGGAAAGUGUCAUGAUAUUAUAAGAAUAAAGUCAUAUAUUUUGAAAAAGUUAUUACAUUUUGAGAACAGCAAAAUAUUUUAUUAUUGGAUUAGAUAUUUUACCACUGCCUGCCUGUACACCUUACACUUACUACGUUUCCUUAAAUACAUGAUGCCAGAAUAGCAUUAAUGUUUACUCAGUGCACUGCAUAUUUAGUCACACAGAUAUCAUGUAAUCAUAGUUUAUUUUCCUGUCCUUAAAUAUGUAAUUAGGUACUUAUUGGUGAAAUGUCUGAUCCUCCACAUUUCUUACUAUGACAUGUCGGUGGGCAGAUAGUUCUCUGUUUACUAGAGCGAGUAAUAAAAUAAUCAUAUCUCAUUACAUUGCAAAUAUUUUCCCCGACGAUAACGACUUUGUUCCUAUAAUAAAACUAAAACCUUUUCUAGUAAAUCUACAACUUUAUUUUCAUAAUGUUAUGACUUUUUUUCUCGAAAUAAUAUGGCUUUAUCUCAAAGUUCUGAAUUAUGGGUGGUCAUAAUACUCCAAUUUAUAAUAUAAACUCCAGGCACAGCUUUGUGAAGCUAAAUCAAAUUCCCUUUUAUAAUUGCACAUGCAGCUCUGUUCAGAGUAAUGUUUCAGAUUAUUAUGUAAAUGUAUUUCGUUUUUUGUCAAUUAUGCAACCUGAGCAAAACGUUGCAUUGCUUCACAGCUGUUUACUAUAGGAAUAUUUCUUUCUUUGCCUAAAACAUCCUGCCAGACCUGGGUCAAAGUACUUCCUGUCCAGGAUGACCAUUUAAACAUUUUCCAAGUGCCAUAUAAGAGGGCCAAAUGGAUGUUUAUGUUUGUUUAUUUGUUCUUUAGUUUGUUGGUUCUGCUGGGCUUGCAAACACUAACGUGUUGGCUGCUGAUAUGACCAACGUCGACAAACAUACCAAGUAAUGACACAGAAAACACUGCCCAACAUGACUUUGUACCUGCUCGUAGACAGGCUCUCUAAACUAAUAUCACACAGUCUGACAGUCAUUAGACCAUCUCACCCUGUGUGACAUGUAACAAACAAAAUGAAGUGUUCACACUUAAUAUGAAACUAACUUCUCUCCAGACUUCUGUCGUCUGAUAUUUAGUAUUUGAUGCAACUUUACACAAAAGGAUCGACAGCUUCUCUUCAGUGAGGGAUUAUCAUUGAUUUUAUGCCUUUUGGGAUUUAAUGGGAGUGAAUAAGCCUCGACGGGUUUGGCAGAAUGGUUUAGAAUUUGCUCUCAUGGAGGUGGCUCAAUCUGAAAACUUAAUAUUAAAACAACGAAAAUGUUUAAGAAUGAAACCUUACGUACUAAUGGAACAUUUACUGUAAAGGGCUGUCAAAUGUGGAUUAAAGACAGUGGUUUGACGAGCAAGUAACACAGUGGGCAUCAAGGUUACAAAAUAAUCUAUUUCAGCGUUAUUGCACUUAUUCUGUAGAUAAUUUCUUUACUACUGUUCUUUAUUUAAUUUCUGACAUGGUGUAAAUGAAGCAGAAUGUUGUUGAUGAUUAUUUUUGUUAUGUGAAAUAUAAUGCAAAGCUAAAUCAAUAACUUCAUAACCUUACAGGAACAUUUUUGAUGAAGAACUUUUGAUUUGAUAUAGUGAAAUGUCCUGGACCGUCCUGUCACUGUCUGAAUGAUUGAUUGUAUUUGAUAAGCAGAAUCUUUUCUAGCAUUAGUUUACAGUACAGAAACACUUUGACUGUAAAUUCUGUCUCAACAGAAUAAAUUCAAAGUUUUCUAGUUUAAGUCGGUCAUUCAAUGCAACUGGCAAGUUUGUGGUUCAGUUAGUCAGUAUACAUUUAUGGACAAAAUCACAAUAUGGAAAAGUGCCGUCUGUAUAAAUUUUAAGACCUUGUAACAGAAUUGUACAAGUGAAGGUGAAGGGUUAAUGCUCCAGUAUAUCUGUAAUGUAGCUAGAAACGGACCUAAAUUAGUUUUGUAGGUAAACUGUAGAAAUUUAGACUGUCCUAAAACUAAGCACAAGUAGUUUGAGGCAGCAGUUGUUGUAAAAUUGAAACUGACAUGCUGGACUGAAAUUAAAUCUACAACCUGCUGUCAGAUGUUAUUUUGCAAACUGAGGCCUUGAUGAAUGCAACGUCAGAAGAUAAAACGGCAGUCACACCAAUACAAACUAGAAAGACACUUGGAGAGCGCAGACCUCCGCCAAGGCUGUUACAAAAAGUGAAAAAAUAUUUGUGGAUCUGCUCCAACAGAUAGUGAGUGCUUCCUUGGCCCAUGCUACACACUUCCACCAAGUUCAAUGAAAAUCGGGAAAGUAGUUUUUUCGGAAUCCUGUUGACAAACCCAACAGAAAACAUCACCUUUAAAAAAAGUUUUCAAAAAUAAUUAGCGAACAGUUUUACUUGUAAGUCCACUUGGACAAUUUACUUCUUGUUUGACGUCAGAGCCAAGACUUGUGACUUUGAAAAUUGUGACUUGUCCCACCUUUGCCAAUAUCAAUUCUGUACUGGAAGUAAUAAUUCAUUUUUCAUAUACACCACACACAAAAACAUACAUUGUCGGAGCCAGUAAUUGCAACACAUGUACAAUUUAAUGCAACAAAUCCUACCUUUGUGAAGCUCAGAGGUGUUGAUUCAACUCUACUCAUUUCUAGGACUGUAGUUAGUGGUGUGUGUGUAUGUGUGUUUUUAUUAUUGAAUUGUAUUACAUUGUAAGCUGUUCCUGUUAUUUUUUACACAUCUGUUUUGCACAGGAACUAAUUCCCAGAUUGCACUAUGUUGCUUUUAUUGAGUUUGCUUUUACCUUAAACAGAUGAGUAACUAACCAUUAUCAUAUAAAAAUUUAAAAUGAAUAAUAACAUCACUCUUCUGCUCAUCUAAAAGCAGAAUUGUUUUUGUCCUUUUGAAUUUGAAGUUUACGCCUUCAGGAGUUUCUUUUUAUGAAUUGGCAACUUCCUCAUGUUGAACUGGUAAUUUAAUACUUGGACUGCUUUAAUGCCUGCGGGCAUAUUCAAAACCACAUAAUAUUCUGAGAUGAUUCAUGUUAUGUAUACAAGAACAUGUGUUUCAGUUAAUUUCAUCUGACAUAUUUAUCACAGGGGACUUUUUGUAUGGGGGAAAAGGUGUAUAUCAUAUUUGUGUGGUCUGAGGACAUUAAACCAAUACACUGUUGUUGAUUUAUUUAGAUUUCCACAGUGUAGUUUGUAUGAUUACAAAGCUGUGAUACACCUCUUGUGCCCAAAGAUGAAAUGCAUUAAUGGAGCAAAUUAAAAAGGAAAUAAAAGGGAAUGACUUGAGAUAAUUAAUAGUGAUUGAGAUUGGUGUGUUGCAAAACCAAACAUAUUUUUAUUAAAUCAUGAACCCAGUAA
Messenger RNA from Cottoperca gobio, 6606 nucleotides. RefSeq names its product pyridoxal-dependent decarboxylase domain containing 1 (gene pdxdc1). The record is from RefSeq and is a predicted model, not a curated record. Lineage: Eukaryota; Metazoa; Chordata; Actinopteri; Perciformes; Bovichtidae. Gene Ontology annotation, cellular component: intracellular membrane-bounded organelle. Gene Ontology annotation, biological process: carboxylic acid metabolic process. The coding region runs from base 230 to 2665 and encodes 811 amino acids. Gene Ontology annotation, molecular function: carbon-carbon lyase activity; pyridoxal phosphate binding. The transcript is spliced from 25 exons.